Molecule: messenger RNA, 3298 nt
Organism: Saccostrea echinata
Lineage: Eukaryota; Metazoa; Mollusca; Bivalvia; Ostreida; Ostreidae
Product: TBC1 domain family member 31-like
Exons: 21
Coding region: 16-3204 (1062 amino acids)
Cellular component (GO): centrosome
Molecular function (GO): protein binding
Source: RefSeq, a predicted model, not a curated record
AGGGUUUCAAAGAAAAUGCAGUCUUUAGAUGUUUGUAAAAGAACAUCAGGAAAAAUUUGGCACAGAAAACCAACUCCAUCAACAGAUAAUGGGUUAAUGGUUUCAAUAACCAACAGUCAGUCUGGACCUUUGUCACAAAAUGGCAGGAGUAUAAGGUUUUUACACACAUCAUUUGAUAACACUGGAGAUUGCUUCAUAGCCGGAGAUCACCAAGGAAACAUUUUUUUAUUUGAUCUCAACAAAAACAGGUUUGCUCUGACACAGAAAUGUGGCCAUCCCUGUACAGCACUAGCCUACAACUUGCGCAGAAAAACAGAAUUCCUUGUAGGGUUAUCAGACUACUCAUUGAAAUGUUUUGAUACAGAUACAAAAGAAAUGGUAGCCUGGAUGAAAGGUCAUGAAUCUGCCAUCAGUAGCAUAUCAGUCCAUGCCUCUGGUAGAUAUGCCCUCACAACUUCCUUUGAUGUUGCACAGCUUUGGGAUUUAGACACCUUUCAGCGCAAACGAAAACUGAAUAUCAAAGAGGAUGUUGGUAUUGUGCAGGUGUUUUUCCUGCCCCUGAGUAACACCAUCAUCACAGGUUUUAAGGAUGAUACAAUAUUUGGAUGGGAGUCUGACACCCUGAACUGUAAAUACCAGCUCCCUGUUCCUCCUGGCAAAUCCCCCCACUAUAAGGCAUAUGCUCCUACAAGGGAUGGAAGACUGUUAGCAGCUGGAGGUAGAUCCCGGUUUAUUCAUCUUUGGGAUUUAGACACUCAUAGACUCCUUAGGAUUAUAGAGUUACCGAUUAAAGUCACUACCGUCAAACAACUAGUGUUUCUACCUGAUAACUUUGAUGCAGGAGCUAGUCAGACAUUGGGGGUGUUAAGCCAGGAUGGAAUUAUUCGAUUUAUCAAUAUCAACACUUGUAAGCUUUUAUUUGAUGUGGGAGGGGUUGAGAAUAGGAUUAACAAUGUGACGGUCAGUCCUGGGGGGCGGUAUUUAGUGGCCAUCAUGGAGGAUGGAAGCUUACAUGUCUACAAUCUACACACCAUGUCUGAUGAACUCAGCAAGCCACCGGCUCCUCUGGUCAAAGUGGUCACCAACAACAAGAUGUCAGAGACAAUGUCCACUGAGAGGUCAUCUAUACUCAAGAAAAACCGGUCAAUGUCAGCUCCAGCCAGGGGCAAAGAAAACCGAGAGGAGUCAGAUAUAGAGAAGGAGCUUCCAGAAACUUUAAAUGCAGAGAGAUUAAAGGCCAUAUUAAAGGGUUAUGGAGAAUACCCAGCCAAAUACCGAAUGUUCAUUUGGAGAUCUAUUCUACGAUUACCAGAGAACCACACAGCGUAUGCUGCUCUUGUUGACAAAGGCACACAUCCAGCAUAUGCUAAAAUUCAUGAAGACUACCCUGUCAAAAGCAGAAAACUGUUACGCAUCUUGCAGAGGAUAUUAUCUGCCCUGGCUCACUGGUCCCCGAUUUUUGGAGAAACCCAGUACCUUCCUGUUUUAGCAUUUCCAUUUGUCAAACUGUUUCAGAAUAACCAUCUUGUUUGUUUUGAAAUCUUAGCAACAUUUAUGGUAAACUGGGGAGAGCACUGGUUUGAGUAUUUUCCUAAUCCACCCAUCAACAUUUUAGCCAUGAUUGAAAAUGUCCUAGCUCAUCAUGAUAAAUACCUUCUACAGCACUUUGUUAAGUACGGAGUCACAUCACAGAUCUACGCGUGGCCAUUACUGGAGACUCUGUUCUCUGAGGUCCUGACACGAGAUGAGUGGCUGAUGUUGUUUGAUAAUGUCUUUACUAACCAUCCUUCCUUUCUACUGAUGGUGGUGGUCGCUUAUGCCAUGUCAGCCCGGGGGCCACUGAUGCAGUGUGUAGAACUGGAUGACUUCAGAUAUUUCUACCACCAUCGUAAUGCUGUGGAUGUACGGCGAGUUAUAAAGGAAGCCUACAGACUGAUGGAGGCCACUCCAGAGGAUAUCCAUCCGCGGGGCUCCCUAGAGGAUUUCCGACCUCUUACCGUGGGGCAGUAUCCAGUGUUUAAUAAGUAUCCCAAGUUCAUUGUGGACUACCAAGUACAGGAAAGAGAGAGAAUCAGGCAGGAGGAACUAGAUUACAUGAGGCAAAGACAAGUGUCCCUCGAGAUGCAGAAGGAGACAGUGAAGAGACAGCAGGAGGAGGAGGCCUGGUACAGACAACAACAGCUCCUCCUCGAGGCUGAGGAGAAGAGGAGACACAUGAUUCAGACUGAGGAGCAGAAACUAGUGGACCAGAGAAAGAGACUGUAUGCGAUGAACAGGGAAGUGAAACUGAAGGAGCUUCAGCUGUUGGAUGCUGCCAGGAGGAAGUUUCUCCAUUUCCAAAAGCAGCAGCGAGAGUCUGAGCUCAAACGUCUGGAUGAUGAAGUACAGAGAAAGGCAUUACUGAGAGACCAAGAAACUGAAACUGCAUUAGAGGAAGCAGAAAUUAGAAACCUGGAGCUCCAACUUCAGAAAAAAAUGUUUGAACAGGAGCUGUUCAGGGACUUUGCCACCGCAGGACAGCAGCUAAGAACAGAACAAGACAUGCACAGAAAGCAAGCCGAACUGGAAGAACGGAUCCAACAGCGACUGAGAGAUGCAGAGAGGGAGAGACAGGUGGAAAUCCGCAAGCAAUUGCAAGAAAACUUAGCAAAGGCAGCACAACAGAACAUAGAAGCUUGGGCACAAAAUGAGUUUGAGUACCGUCGGAGAGUGGAGGACUUAGAAAGAGAGACCAAGAGUGUACAGCUUUCAAAGACAAACAGUCAGAACAGACAGCUCGAGAGGGAAGUCCAUGAUCUGAUGCUUCAGUGUCAGGAGAAAAGGGAAAGAGAUGUAGAGGAUAAGCAGGAAGAGCUGGAGGAACAGAAGCAGCAGGCUACCAAAGCCGAUAAACGACGACUGGAGUUUGUGGAGGAUGAGGCUAGGAAUGCUCAGGAACACGGCAAGUCCAUGACGGAGGAUGUAUUGUACGCAACCAGGAAACAAAGGCUUGGUCAGUCAUACCUUAACAACACAUCUCAGUCCUCAGCCUGGAACACUCUCCAAACAUCCACAGACCCCGAGUCAUCUGUGUCACUAGAGAGGAGUAGUCGUACAUUUGACAAACAGGAGCUAGCUCUCCUAAAUGAAGUCAGACGACUCCGACAGAAACUAGCUAUAGAAAACAGGAAUAAAAAACCACCUGUCAAUUAUGACUCUACAUAAAAAUACUUUAGAAUCAUUGUAAAAAUUCAUUGUGUCAGAAAACACUUGUUAUUUAUUAAUUAUUAGUAUAUAUAGUUGCUCUGUGUAUCUGUGA